Molecule: messenger RNA, 1829 nt
Organism: Heteronotia binoei (common prickly gecko)
Lineage: Eukaryota; Metazoa; Chordata; Lepidosauria; Squamata; Gekkonidae
Exons: 11
Coding region: 66-1829 (587 amino acids)
Biological process (GO): binding of sperm to zona pellucida; acrosome assembly
Cellular component (GO): zona pellucida receptor complex; acrosomal vesicle; extracellular region
Source: RefSeq, a predicted model, not a curated record
GGCGCCUUCCCCCCGAGGCGGUUCAGCGCGCGGGACGCGGAACUGACGGGCGGGGAAGGCGAGCCAUGGCGGCGGCGGCGGCGGGAAUAACGGCCCCUGGUCCGCGUCGCCUCAGCCGGCCGCUGCGGUUCCUCGCGCUGCUCUUCCUGUCCCCUGGAAGCCCAUUCUUUGUGAAUACAAUGUGCUGUUUAAAGAAAAGAGCAAUACACUUCAGAGGAGAAGCUAGAAAUAUGUCUCCAGAUUCAGAGGCUCAGAAUGAAACUAGUACGUCUAUCCCAGAAAUUCAACAAAUGCCUAAUCAAAUUCUUGGAAUGGAAGGAACAUCUGUUCCAGCAUAUGUUUUUAUUAAUUCAAAAAGUAUAAUUCUAAACUGUUUGAGUGAAACACUGUUAAUGAGGAGAAUUACUGAUCCCAAGUGUCAAUGGACUGGUCCCUUAGGACCAAUAACUGAAGAGACACGAAGAUUUUUUUUAACUGAUGAUGGUAGUUUGGAGAUUCGCAGCGUUCAGGGCACUGAUGCUGGACCUUAUGCUUGCAAAAUAAACUAUGCAGACGAAGAUAAGCCAAUGACUACAGAAACUAAUUUCAUGGUUUAUGUGUAUCACAUGCCAGGAAGGAGUAUACAUUUGUCGUCUGAAUUUGUCAUUCAAACCUGCGAAAUGAAUCUUGUGGCUUCAUUUGAAAAGUUCCUCUUAGAGCAACUGGAGAACUUAACCCGCAGCCUGGAGUGUGAGAUCCGACAGUGGCAGGUAGAGUGUCAUGCUGCCACAGAUACAAUGGACAAGCUAACAUACAAGCUUACAUUUCAGUUUGCUGUGUUUCCUUUAGAGAUGCCUGUAACAGAUCUGUGUAGAAGUUCUCCAUGUGACUAUUCCAACAGCAACAUCAAAAAGGCUUAUGACAAGAUCAGGGUGUUAUUUGAAGACCACAGUGCUGACUCCUCUCACAGCGAUACUUUAAAUUACAUUCCUGGCUCCCUGACCGGUGUUAAAAUAGAUCACUGCAAACCAGGAUUUGGGAAAAACAUAAGCACCAUCGACAACAGUACGCAGUGUCCAGGGUGUUGUGUUACGUGCCCACCUGGUAGCUUCAGUGCAAAAUACGAUACCGUCUGCAUUCUUUGUGCGGCUGGAUCUUACAAUGACAAAUAUGGCCAAGCAGCAUGUGAAAACUGUCCAAAGGCACAGAGUAGCUAUGAAAAAGGUGCCCAAACGGAAAGAAAAUGCCACAGAAUUCUGCCAAUGUGGCUUGUUUUUUUAAUAUCGUCCACAGCAACCAGCCUUCUUCUAGUAACUAUAUGGGCGGUCAUAACUAAAUGCUGCAAGAGAACACUGGCAGCCCAGUACAUCCGAGAAGCAGAAUCUGAAGUGAAGAAGAGACUGCAGACAUUUGCAAACAUUGCCAGUGAUGCAGAAAUCCAGGAGCAAAGAAAUAAACUGAGCCCCAUCAAAGUGCAGAGGAAAAAACAGCCCAAAUACAAUGUUGACUUUGCAGAUGAGGAAUCCGUAGGACUAUUAAGCAAUGACGACGUGACGGAACCAUCCACGUCCGCUGGCGUCAGUCCAUCUCCUGAUGUUACAGGACCAAGUGAAUUAGAAACCAGCUUUGAAGACCAGUCACCACCCGCUUUGGAAAAAGAUUUCACUCCAAAGGAUCUGCCAUCCGAUCACCAGAAAUUUGUUAACAUCAUGAAGGAGAAACGGUCCACUCUGGGACACCAACUCAAGCGGGGGCAGGCAGCAACAGGAUUGCGGCACCCGCCUCUCUCAGAGAAGGCCAUCUUUCAGGAUUGCCAGGGCAGCUUCAGUCCCAAAGUACGACUGAAAUGA